Labeo rohita (rohu) is the source of this 3764-nucleotide messenger RNA. It is a transcript of the gene ube2q2, whose product is annotated as ubiquitin-conjugating enzyme E2Q family member 2. Bases 140 to 1282 code for a protein of 380 amino acids. The transcript has 13 exons. Lineage: Eukaryota; Metazoa; Chordata; Actinopteri; Cypriniformes; Cyprinidae. The record is from RefSeq and is a predicted model, not a curated record.
CCCCCUCUUUGUUGUUUCUCUCCUCCAGCCUCCGCUGUGCGCGCACGCACGCACACAGUCGCUGGGAUCAGCUGCGCGCUCGCAGUAGUCCGUGAGUCCCUUCCCCCCGCGGCCUGGCUGCUGAUGAGAUGAGUGGAAGAUGUCGGUGUCGGGGCUGAAGGCCGAAUUAAAGUUCCUGGAGUCAAUUUUUGACCCAAACCAUGAGCGAUUCAGAAUAAUCGACUGGAAGCCGGACGAACUGAGCUGCCAGUUCAAUGUGACGGGAGAAAAGCUGCUGAUUAUUCACUGCAACAUCACGGAGUCUUACCCUUCAACCCCACCAAUAUGGUUCGUUGAUUCAGAUGACCCAAGUCUGACUGAAGUCCUUGAGCGACUAGAGGAUGUCAGAAAAGGCAAUACUUUGCUACUACAGCAGCUGAAAAGGCUGAUCUGUGAUUUAUGCCGACUCUAUAACCUGCCCCAGCAUCCUGAUGUGGAGAUGCUGGAUCAGCCUCUUCCUGCUGGACCCAUCAGUCAAGACAAAAAGCAUGGAGUGACAGAUGAAGUGACAUCAGAAGAAGAGGAGGAAGAGGAAAUGGCAGAGCAGGAUAUUGAAGAUCUAGACCACUAUGACAUGAAAGAGGAGGAACCGGUUGAUGGGAAAAAGUCAGAGGACGAUGGCAUCGAGAAGGAGAAUCUGGCCAUUCUGGAGAAAAUCCGCAAGAACCAGAGGCAGGACCACUUGAACGUAAGUGUCCAUUCGGGUGCGGUGUCUGGUUCAGUUCAGGCCUCUGACCGCCUCAUGAAGGAACUCAGGGAGAUCUAUAGAUCACAGAGUUAUAAGACAGGUAUCUAUUCAGUGGAGUUAGUCAAUGAUAGCCUGUAUGAAUGGCAUGUCAAGUUAAGGACGGUUGACCCGGACAGUCCGUUACACAGCGACUUGCAAGUUUUGAAGGAAAAAGAAGGCAUGGACUACAUUCUGCUCAAUUUCUCUUAUAAAGAUAACUUUCCUUUUGAUCCUCCCUUUGUACGGGUUGUGUCUCCUGUCCUGUCUGGAGGCUAUGUUCUUGGAGGAGGAGCCUUGUGUAUGGAGCUACUUACAAAACAGGGCUGGAGCAGUGCCUACUCAAUAGAGUCAGUCAUCAUGCAAAUCAACGCCACCUUAGUCAAAGGGAAAGCCAGAGUGCAGUUCGGCGCAAAUAAGAAUCAAUACAAUCUUGCCAGAGCACAACAGUCAUACAAAUCAUUGGUUCAGAUUCAUGAAAAGAACGGCUGGUACACACCUCCAAAAGAAGAUGGCUAGGAAGAGCAUCGAUCUGCUUGCACACUGCAAAACAUGGGAUAUCUGGUCAAACCUUCGCUUUAUUUUACUAAUGUUUUCACCUCUUCAGCUUGAGUAUGAUGCCCCCUCGUGUAAGUGGAAGCCAUCGGGGAAACGUUUGCCCUCUCACUGUCUGGAAUGCUCCAAAAUUUGCAUCGUCCUUAAUCUUCUGCAAGGCUGGACUCUUUGACCAGAUCCCAUGACGUCUGUUUCUCAUGCUCUCUUUCUCUCUUUCUCAUCUGUUGUCUUCUAAACUGAUGGGAUGUUCAGAGCCUUGGUACUAAUAAGGCAUCUAACAUGGCGUUUCGAAAUGGUCUGAUCAGAGAAAGUUAUUUUUGUUGUUGUUUUUCUCGUUUUUGUUGCUUCCCUCCUCACUUUUACUGGAGCAUGGCUCUGUUUUGGAUUAUUACGUAGAUGGAGAUGCUCAAUGAAGAUGCUGGAUCUGAUCCUCUCUGUGCUUUUAAAGGACGUUCUUAUGGCCAUGGACUUUAAAUGGUGGUUUACUGAACUUAAAACAGGAUGUGGAUGCAACUAGAGACAAUGUGAAGACAAUGUGCCACUGCUCUUGUAUCUAUAGAGACUUUUUUUCCUCAUGCAUUCUGAGUUAACAUGUACUGGUACAUUUAAUGCCGAUGUCGUCGAAGAAUCGUUACUUGCCACAAUUAUACGCGUAAGCUUCCUGAGCAACCCCUAUGUUAACGAUAACGGCGAGGACGAGAGGAUGGGGCGCUUAUACGACUCUAGCUCCAGAUCUCGUUUUUUUUUUCCAACUAAGGAUGAAUUCCACUCAGUUUCCUUACGCUCGCUUUUAGCAUGUGGCUGAUCUGACCAAUAACGGACAAAUGCGAGCUUUUGGCUUUGCAAAGGCGAAGCGGAACUUGCCGUCGCUCCAUAGUCGAACAGAGCUCCACUUGUAUACUUGUAAAUGGAUUUGAGGCGUCUUAAAUGUGGUGUUUAUGUGAAGUGGGGGAAUUAUCCGAGUUGUUUUUACGAGAUUUGGGGACUCGAAAUGGGGAAAAGGUUGAUGUUUCUCAAAAUAACGGGGGUAUUACCUUAAAAAAUUGUAUUUAUAUAAGUAAUAUGAACAUAUUUUUUUUUUUUUUUUCGAUUUUGUUCCCACCCUUAAUUGUCAUUUUCAUCAUUUCUGCUCAAUUAAAACAGCUGUUACAGAUUGAGGUUUACAUUACCAAUGGACCUCAUGAUCAGCAGUUCUUCAAUGUAGAGUUUGUCCGUUUUGUGAGCAUUGAUGGAUUAAAAGAGCGCAAGUAAUACUUUUUUCAUAGCACAACACUACAAGAGCACUGUUUCUUUCCAUGCCUGAUGGGCAGUUUUCACAAUACUCAAGGCGUUGUUUAUUUUACCUCUUGGAUUUGAACGACCAUAUAACGUAUAAAGUCUUAAGAAUGGUCAAAGCUUCAAUGGCAAAAGAGUUGAAAAUACAGCAUACCUCCCUGCUUUUUUUGUCUUUGUUUUGCAGUGUAUUAUAAAACUGGCUGUUGAAGGCGUCUCGCAAUUGUCAUUGAAAACUCAGGAAAAUUCAUUCUGUUUAAAAACCUUUGGUUUGUUUUUUUUGGUCCGUUUGCUCUACUUAUCCACUUCUCUAGUUUCCAGAAGCUAAGAAAUUAGGAUUUCCCGGCUUGGUCGCUAUUUAGUAUUUUAUGAUGGGCCUCCAUCGUAAGAAGUGUUAAAGGCCAAUGGUGAUUUAGAAAACUCUGGCUAUAAAAACGUAUCGGAUUUCUAUGUUUACCGAACUUGAGUGCUCAAUCAAACUCCACUUGUGUUUUUUGUUGUUUCUCACCCCUCUGAUUUCAUCUUUCAGUUGUAAAUAUUUUGGGACAUUUGGGUUUAGUAUUUGCACAGAAUAUUGUGAUUGUGCCUCUUGGAGUUUGAACUUCGUCCCAUAACAGACAGGCUCUUGGAUAUGUGUAUCGUUGACAUGGAUGCAAAUGUAAUCUUUUCCUCCAAUCACAUGUAAAUGUCAUUCAAGAGAGCCACUGCAGCAGGAAUGUCUUGAAUAACUCAAGUAUCUGCUUUGCAAGUAAUUGCUGCUGUUUUGUUUCAGAUGUGCUUGGUCUUGAGUUUUCAUUGGUGAGAUUUGAAAAAGCAGACAUCUCUGAUUGGUGUUUCUUCGGCGGGUGAUUCAUCUCAGAAGUACAUCUGACAUCGCAUUGACCAAGGUUCCUGUAACUGACGAGUCUUUCUUCUGUUUCCUUGUCCGAACAGUAAUGACUUUUUGUGUUGUUUUUUUUUUUUUUUUUUUUCACACCGAACAUGAACCUCACAGUAACCAUUAACAGAACUCGUCUUUGGUGCCAUCUCAUGGAAUGGUUCUUGAAGUUCACACUGUUGGCAUGCUUUCUGGGUUCUUUUUUUUGUUAGGUUUUUCCAUUACAAGAGAAUUUUGACCAUGUACAGUAUAUUUGUAAACUUGCAUCAAGUUUAUGAAUAAAGAAUUUUACGAGGA